AUGGGAAACAGCCAAUCAAUACGAGAAACCCAUUUCCAACGAGCGGACACUGCAGAUUUGCCGACGGAGGAAGUCGAGCCCAAUGAGCAGUAUAUCAGUAUCUCGAACAAAAUGGUCGAAAGGCUGGUCGAAGAUGCGACAUUAGCAAGCAAAGCAGCGGCGUCAGAAAGUACUAUUCCUCGUGACGACUACAAAGAGAAGAUCUUCAUGGAAAAGCUAUUGUAUUUGGACGAAAACCACUCUCAGAGAUGCAGGCUAACUGUAGAAGAUUUGAACGAAACGGCAGCUAGAAUAGAACUACGCACAGCAAACAUGGUAGGCGUGGAGCCAGUCUGUGCGGAGUGCAAGCAGAGAGUCAUCGACUGCUACGACAGUGGAUCCCAUACUGAGUCGCUUGUGUGCUGGGACGCUGUUGGUGAGUUCACAAAGUGCGUGCAAACGGCUGCGGCAAAUCGAAUACGCGCACGGACUCAGCGCGACGCACGCGAGCACGCGCGCCGUGAACGUCACGUCGCACACGCUCGCGAACAUGCACUAAAAGAUCUCACACCGCCCCAGGAAACUACUGCCUAA
This is a messenger RNA of Parnassius mnemosyne (clouded apollo), 573 nucleotides long. Lineage: Eukaryota; Metazoa; Arthropoda; Insecta; Lepidoptera; Papilionidae. The record is from the annotation of a GenBank genome assembly.